Molecule: messenger RNA, 1264 nt
Organism: Sphaeramia orbicularis (orbiculate cardinalfish)
Lineage: Eukaryota; Metazoa; Chordata; Actinopteri; Kurtiformes; Apogonidae
Product: probable G-protein coupled receptor 148
Exons: 2
Coding region: 305-1264 (319 amino acids)
Biological process (GO): G protein-coupled receptor signaling pathway; detection of chemical stimulus involved in sensory perception of smell
Cellular component (GO): membrane
Molecular function (GO): odorant binding; olfactory receptor activity; G protein-coupled receptor activity
Source: RefSeq, a predicted model, not a curated record
AUAAAAGCAGAAGCAUGAGAAACAGGAAAGAGGCUGAGACUCCUCCCUGUUUCUACGUGACAGUUAAGUGCUACAUCUCUCUGCCUAUCUGCAUUAUCUGUAUGAGUCAACAAAGAGCAUGUCCGAUAAGGCUGGUCCAGGACUCAAGCUGUGUAAAACGCCUAUUGAUUUAUAGAAGCAUUAAGCCUAAUGGAUGCAUAAUACAGACAGCUUUUUGUGUUCUGAACAUGAGAAGGCUGCUGGGGAAAGUAGUUUACACUGUAUAACACGUCAAUGAGGACAUCUGUAUUCCCUUAAAGAUAAAAUGGCCUCAUCCACAGACAUUUCCAACAUCACACAGCAAUGGGCUGACAGUCUACAUAAGUGGCAUCUAGAGUUUUUUUGCAUCCCUUCCAUCAUUGUCACUCUGACCAUCCUGCUCACCAACCCUAUCCUCCUGACAUGUAUUCUAUUGUCACGUGCCUUGCGCAAGGAGACACGUUACCUGCUAGUGGUGAACACCCUGACUGCAGACAUGCUCUUCGUCAUCCUGAACCUGGUCACAGUGCUCUUUAACACAGCAAGAGCCCAGAUACCCUGGUUGGUUUGUGAGUUGCUCACAGCUGUUAUUGUCACUGCCUACUGCUGUGCCAUCCUCACCGUCACCCUCAUGGUGGUUGACACCUACGCUGCUGUUCGCUGGCCUCUCCGAUACCAUGACCUCCUUCCACCAGCUCGUAUCUACCGCAUACUAGUCAUUGUGUGGCUGGUAGCAGCCUGUUUUCCUUUCAGCCUGGUGAUUGUGUUGCAGGUGAAAGGAGACCGUCCUGAUGAAUCAGUGUAUAUGUGUCUGGUCCUCAUCUCCCUUGGUUUCAUUCAGAUCAAAAACAUGGACUGGAUCCACAUGUAUUUCAUCGUUGCAGCACUUGUCUGUGCUGCGCUCAUUUUUUACUGCUACAUCCGGCUCUACAUGGUGACAAGGACACAGGGGAUCUGGCAGAGCCGCUUCUCUCGGGCCCGAGUCACACUUCUUGCCCAUGGAGUUCUGCUCCUGCUCUACUUCGCCCCUGGCUUUGUUUUCUCCUUGGAGCUCUACAUAUUCCACAAAGAAAACAUAAGUCAGGAUGUUCGGAUUUGGAUCAGCACAGUCAACAUGUCAGUUUUUAUGUUGAUCCCCAGGGCUUUUGCUCCCUUUUUGUAUGGGCUAAGGUACAGGGAGAUCUAUGAUACUUUAAUAGAACUGUUUCUCAAAAACAGGAGACUAAACCAGAUCACAGUGUCAUAA